Messenger RNA from Zeugodacus cucurbitae (melon fly), 5179 nucleotides. Its product is annotated as putative polypeptide N-acetylgalactosaminyltransferase 9. NCBI's taxonomy places the organism in Eukaryota, Metazoa, Arthropoda, Insecta, Diptera, Tephritidae. The record is from RefSeq and is a predicted model, not a curated record. Gene Ontology annotation, cellular component: Golgi apparatus. The transcript is spliced from 15 exons. Bases 2759 to 4870 code for a protein of 703 amino acids.
CAGUCUUCGUCUCGCCGUUAUCCGCGUUGGUUCGUUGCUCGAAAUACAGCGGAGAUUGUUGUGUCGUGUUAGCGCGUUGCUACUCGAAUUCAGUGAGUGUUUUCAUACUUAUAUACAUAUACGCAACACACAUAUUGACAGCGUGGCCGUUGCUGAUGGUGACAGGUGCGCGUGUGUAAGCAACAAAUAAAAUAUUGAAAAGGUGAAAUAUGUAUAUAAAUAAAUAAUAGUGCUGAAAGUUCACAUAAUUCUUAAAGAUUAAAUAUUUUGGCAUUUUUUAAGUUUUAUAAAGAAUUUUAUUGUUUCUUAAUUUUUUUAAAUAUUUUUCGUGCGCGUCGUGCCAGUGAACUGUGUGUUGAAUGCAAAGCGGCGCGGUGAACAAAAUAGUCGUCGGUGUGUCAGUCAGUCAGCCAACGUGUUGUUGCUGUAGUGUUAACAAAAAAUCACUCGUUCUUAAGUAAUUUACAUAAAAAAUUUUUAAUUUUAUUGUUGAUAUCGAAUUGGUCAUUGAAGAGCGUAGCGCGCGUUUACAUUGUGCGGCGAGUGAGAAGCGAAAAGUGAAAAAGAGAAAAUAACGUAAUUACUUUCAUAAAGUGCCGCAGUGCAUAGCACAAUCGCACGUUCUUCAGCUGACCUGCCGAGUGCGUGCGACGCGAAUUUGUGGGAGAAAACGUGCAAAGCGGCUGGCGGAAAAGCGGUUCAAAACAAAACUCUGAAUAAAAUUAAUAAUCAGGUAAAAUUUUAAACUAAAAUAUCCAAAAGUGUAUUACGCUGGUAUAUGUCUAAAACCACUAUAAUAAAGUGUUUCACUGCAUAUAAUCAUUUGCGAAAAAAUUUCCACAGAAAAGAAAAAUCAAAACCAGCUACAUCCCAGAAGACUAAUAAAAAUCGUGAUUGUUCCAAAAAAGCGUUUGCCACUGAGCAAUCGUUGUAAAGUGAAAUAGCAAAGUAAAAUAUGUGCAUAAUACACACAUAGCUGUAACUCAGCAUAAUCAAUGCGAAGCAAGUUGCACGCCACAAAGGAGAAACCUGUCAUUCAUAGAAGCGGUUACCAACGGCGACGCACAACAACAACAGCCUCAUUAACAUACCGGAUUCGGUACCAAAAAUAAGCGGAAUAUACAUAAAAUAAAGAGUGGCAGAAGAUUUAACAAAGUAAAAUCGCUAGAAAAAAAAUAACAAAAACAAGAGUAACAAAAAUUGCCGUCAUAAGUUUCACUUUCUUUCGACUGAUCGACAGUUUCGAAUUAAUUUCGAUUUGGAAGCACGAAGGUGAACUCUGCAGCUUCACGCAGCGCGUAUCUACCAACAAAUUGUAGCCAUACAAAAUUAAUUUGCGCUUAACGAUAUAUAUCAACUUCCAACUAGGAGUAACUAGAUUUUCGAAUUAGAUUUGACACAAAAUAAACAUUGUUUUAAGAAAACGUACGAAGUGCUGUUAUUCAUUUGAUUGCAGACGAACGCAAUACUUUUUGCUGGGAGGAAAUAGAUAAAUAAAAGCAACAACAUCAUCACGAAGCAGUAGCGCUGAAAUGAAAAUAAAACACUUUUGCGAAAGCACUUAGGGAAGGACAUAAAGUAAACAAAAGACAAGAGUACUUUUUUCCGAACGUGUUAGAGUGGGAAGAGCGGCAUAGUGAUAAGGCAAAAUUGAAGACGACAAGCACAGACAUACACAUAUAUGUACUAAUGCGAUGAACCAAGAACGACAACGCGGUUAAGUUCAACACAAUAAAAGCGCAACAGAAAACGAAUAAAUAAAAGUGAAUGUUGAAUAAAUAACAAAAACGCGCACACAAUAAAACGAAGACAGCAUAACGGUGAAAAGGCAAUAAAUACAAAUAAAGAACGUGUGCGACGAAGGCAAGCAGAGACCUUACAGUUGGAGAUUUUUGUGCAUAUUUUGAGUUAGAGAGCAACCGUGAAAGACGCACGAAGAAAAUUUCAAAUUAGAAAGAAAAACAAGAGGAGUGAGAAAACAAAAUAAUAUCUGAGUCGAACAGGGCAAGGUAAAUACAGCGAAUACCGUGGACGUGGAAAACUGCAAACGUAAACAAACAAAUACAAAUCUGGAAUUGAAAAAAAUACACUAAAGCUUGUUCGUUGAUAAUUUUUGUAUAUUUCCGACUGAAAGUCUUCAGAAAAACAUAUCAAUAGCAUUUAAAUUAAAAAAUUAAAUUUUGGAAGCAUAUCUCCAGGCGCAAACCGCUGUAAUAAUUUCCAGUAAAGGUACUUCAGUUAUAAAAAUAUAUGUCAUUGAUCAUCGCUUAAUAAAACAAUAACAACUACCAAAUAGCGAUAACCACAAACAUUCACUCACUUUCUAAGCCAAACAACGACGAUAGGCACCCAAAAUUAUGCUAACUAAUUGCGCAGGGAAAUAAACAAACAAAUAUAAACAAGUAAACGCAACGCAGCAACUUUGCAAGGUAAACGAAAAUAUAAAUUACAACUAAUUGAGGCAUACAUUUAGGCGCAUAAAAAAUAUAUAUCAACGCCGCGCUACGACUGUGAAGCGACGCGGAGGAAAGAGGUAGAAAUAACCCAUUUUGACUGUAGAAGUAGAAAACGAGAGCAGUCGAAGGAGCGUGCUAGCCAUAGGGUCAAUGCAUUUAAAUGAAAUAUUGUCAAUAACGAGGCGCACAACAUUGAAAUACAUCAACUUCUAGUCAACGGUGCAGAGAGCGCUAACAGCACUACAAAAACACUAUCACAACAAAAACGAAAAACUUAGACACAAUACACACAAGCACAAGAAAUGGCGUUCAUUUGGCGUCGACGCUCUGCGUCUAUUGUGAAAAUCGUUGCCAUGCUCACCGCCAUCUGGUUCACAGUGGCGUUCUUCCUAUACCACGAUGACUCUUCACAAGGUGGCAGCAGCAAAUGGAACGGCAUGUCGUUGGCGCUGAAAAGUGUUGGUGGAGGCGGUAACGUCGGUGCUGGCGCAGCGCCCCCUAACGCGCUCGAUGCUGAACCGGGCAUUUACGAGGGCGGUGGCGGUUUCGGCGUGGAUCGUGGCGGUGUGGCAGCGAACGAUGGUGGCGCGUACGUUGAAAGUGGUAGACGCGAACAGCGGCGCGGUGUAGGCGAUGUGCCACCACUCGAGGACAAUCAGCUGGAUGCAAAUGAAGAUUUAGCCCAACAGGCGGAUGGCAAUUUUGGGCCUGAUCUUAAUGUGGGCGAUGAAUCAGUGCGGAAUAAUGUGGUGGUGGAUGCGGCGGCGCAGCCAAACGAACGCGUCUAUCGUGGCAAAUUGAUUGCGGGUAAUAAACCCAGCAAGAGCGGCAUCAAAAAGGUGCCCGAAGAGGAUGACAAAGGCGUCCUCGUACCACCAUCUCCACCCAAGGAUGCGCCUGGUGAGAUGGGUAAGCCUGUUGAUUUACCCACUAACAUGACUGCUGAAAUGAAGAAGGCCGUCGAUGACGGUUGGACGAAUAAUGCAUUUAAUCAAUAUGUAUCCGAUAUGAUAUCGGUGCAUCGCUCAUUGCCGGAUCCAAGAGAUGCAUGGUGCAAGGAGCCAGGUCGUUAUAUGGACAAUCUGCCCGCCACCGAUGUCAUCAUCUGUUUCCACAACGAGGCGUGGUCGGUGCUGUUGCGUACAGUGCACUCUGUGUUGGAUCGCUCGCCGCCGCAUUUGAUUAACGAAAUUAUACUCGUCGACGAUUUCUCCGAUAUGCCACACACCAAACAACAGCUGGAAGAUUACUUCAGCGCUUACCCGAAGGUGAAGAUACUGCGAGCCCCCAGCCGUGAGGGCCUGAUACGAGCGCGUCUGCUGGGUGCACGCUAUGCCAAAGCGCCGGUGAUAACGUACUUGGAUUCGCACUGCGAGUGCACAGAAGGCUGGCUUGAGCCACUGCUCGAUCGCAUCGCUCGCAAUAGCACCACUGUGGUUUGUCCGGUCAUCGAUGUCAUUGAUGAUACAACAUUGGAGUUCCACUACCGUGACUCGGGCGGCGUAAAUGUGGGCGGUUUUGAUUGGAAUUUACAAUUUAAUUGGCAUGCAGUGCCGGAACGUGAACGCAAGCGACACAAGAACUCUGCUGAGCCUGUCUACUCACCCACUAUGGCUGGCGGUCUAUUCUCUAUAGAUCGUAAAUUCUUUGAACGUCUUGGCACUUAUGAUUCCGGUUUCGAUAUUUGGGGUGGUGAAAAUUUGGAAUUGUCUUUCAAAACUUGGAUGUGCGGCGGCACUUUGGAGAUUAUACCAUGCUCACAUGUGGGACAUAUAUUCCGCAAGCGGUCGCCAUAUAAGUGGCGCUCUGGCGUAAAUGUGCUGAAGAAGAACUCGGUUCGUUUGGCUGAAGUCUGGCUGGAUGACUAUGCGAAAUAUUACUAUCAGCGCAUUGGCCAGGACAAGGGUGACUUUGGCGAUGUGAGCUCACGAAAAGAACUCAGACGUAAUCUCGGCUGCCAGAACUUCAAAUGGUACCUCGACAAUGUCUACCCCGAGUUGUUCAUACCAGGCGAUUCAGUGGCGCAUGGCGAGAUAAGAAAUUUAGGCUAUGGCGGUCGCACAUGUUUGGACUCCCCAGCGGGCAAGCGGAACUUGAAGAAGCCAGUUGGAUUAUACCCGUGCCACAGGCAAGGUGGCAAUCAGUAUUGGAUGCUGAGCAAGGGCGGUGAAAUACGACGCGAUGAGGCCUGUCUCGAUUAUGCUGGCAACGAUGUGGUUCUGUAUCCAUGUCACGGCUCCAAAGGAAAUCAGUUCUGGAAGUAUAUUCAGCAGAAGCGUCAAAUACGACACGGUUCAUCUGAUAAGUGUCUGGCCAUAUCCGAGAAGAAGGACAAAGUGGUCAUGGAGGAGUGUGAUUCGACACAAUUGCGACAACAAUGGAGGCUUGAAAAUUACGAUCCAUCGAAAUUGUGAGGUUACUUUUAUGCCAAUGGCACAGUUUUAUUGCCGACGCACAAGCGACGAAAAUAGCAUAAAUUACGCACAGGAAAUGCGCAACAAAAACGCAUACAACAACAGCAACAACAACAAACGAAACAGAAGCACAACCAGCAACAACAACAACACGGAUAUAUACAACAUAAAGCGUCACAACAAAUGAGAUACGGAAGUGGCGAACAGGGACAGCAGCAGCAAAAGCAAAAACAACAUCAAAUACAAAAACAACAAAAGCAACAUCAACAACAGCGACAGCACUAUAAAUUGCAGCAAGCAACUGAAAUG